CAAAGGCAAGCAGGAAGGAAAUCUCAGCUGCUUAGUAAAUGCCCUAAUUUGAUUUAUUUUCUGCUCCCUUCCCCCACUCAAACUGUUCUGCUAACCUGUUAGUCCCAACUCAGACAAGUAAGACCUGCUAAUCUGAUUAGUCCUGACACACAGGAGCAGGGCUGCUGGGAAAAGCUGGACCCUUACAGCUGUUUCAGGCUUCAGCUUUGAUCAUAACGUUAUGGGGUAGCUGAAUGUAUAGUGCAGUGUGACAGAAGCCUGCAGCAUGCACACAAGUGAGCAGUGUGACCGUCACUGAAGAUUUCUGCCCUGGGUCUGAGGCCACUGGAAUAUAAACCAUGUUUCGUGUCACCUUCAAUGUAGUGACAGAGAAAGUAACCUUCACCUUGGCAGCCUGCCCCUCCGCCACAUGGAAGGCAGCACCACCUGAGGAGCUCAGCUCACCCAGUCGAUGUGAAGGCAAGGCAGACCAAGGUGCAGCAGAUGAAGGGGAGGCAGAGAGGUCAGCUGGUGGGGACAGCAGUGUUGCUUUGAGCUACCCCAGCCUCCACCUCCAUGCCUACAGCAUCGAGAGCAUGACAACAUUUCCGAAUGGCUGUGGAAAUGGCACCACCGUUACUUGUAUAGUUAUGGAUAAUAAAGAGCCCCAAAACCAGACUACCUGUGCCAGUCAUAAUGGGGGACACAGCACCAGCAACAGUGUUGAGGAGGAAUUUCAAGAGGACAAGCUCAGCCCUUCCAAAAUCAUGCGCUUUUUCACCACCCCUCGGAAACGGGCUAAUUCCAGCUCUGACAGGCCUCGUUCUCUGGUUUUGAUGGGCAACUCAUCUACGUGGAAUGCCUUUUCUUCUAUCAGAAAGAUGGGAUCUUUCAAGAAGUUGAAAUCUUCAGUUCAGCAAGGAACUCAAACAAGGGAAUGCUCAGACGUUGUAAACGACAACAGCAUAGGCAAACAUGGUUCAAAUGGAGCAGUGGUGCAAGUUCAGACUAACAGGUAUUCCUAUUCGGGGCCUCUGCAUGAUUUCCAGAAUGCAGUAGAUGGUUUGGCUUCUGACUGCUCUGAUGUGGAGGAGAGCGAUGAGUCCUUCCUGAGGAACACUCAUCGCUCACGCAGCAUCAGGCGGGCUUAUGGUGCUGGCCGCAUCAACUUGUUAGACACAGAUAAAAUUCAGAGUCGCCACAACUGUGUUAGGCCAAUGUCACCUGUCAUUGCAGAGCCAAAGAUCUGUGAAAUUCUGGUGAAAGACUCCGAAAACAACAGGAUCAUUUAUUGGAGAAGCAAAAGUUCUGAUAAUUUGAACUUUCUGAAGAAAAGCUCAUUCAAACGGAAGUCCACCUCAAACCUUGCUGAUCUGAAGGUUGCAAAUGAAAAACAGAUACCAGCAAGGACCGCGAGCGUUCCUUCUGCUGACUCCGACAAAAGUGAUGGAAACCCUGAGAGGCGAUCCAAGCGAUGGAAGAGCCCUAUCAGAGCAAAGGAUUUUGAUCGAGUUUUGAAACUCGUCAGUAACGUUACAGAUGUUGCAAGGAAGAAGGAUGGCCCCAAGAACGUGGCUCCUUCUCCUGGUGAGCUGUCCCAGAGAACAAGGUCAAACAGCAGGCUGCAUGAUGACUACUCCCGCAGGGUUUCCAGCAGCACGGACCAUGACAGGAAGAGAGGCACCUCCUCAGUAUCCAGUCCAGACUCUUCCUUGCCAGGAACACCUUGCCUGCAAAGCCCUGUGAUUGCUCAGGAUAAAAAGGCUGAAAUGAAUGUAGCUGUCCCUGAGGAUAAAAGCCCCAGGACGUCAUCAGGUAUCCCAGACUCUGAUAGCUUUUCACCUACUCUGGAUGACAUUAGUCCAUUUCCAAAUGAAGUCUUUUAUUCGGACUCAGAUGAACCAAAAGCUACUCAGCACUGUGCAGAUGAAGCUGAAAACCUUCAUGUUCCAGUCAGGCCAACUACUCCAAAGCCUCAAAGUCCAACUGCAGGGAAGGUCAAGUGCAGUAUGAAUUUCCAGUGUCCAAACCAUCACAGCACGUUGUCACUGAGCUCAUCGGAGAGCGAGGAGAGAGUUGAGGUACCGGGGCUGAAGCUGGGCAGGAAUCCUGUUUGCUUCCAGGACUCAGUGAAAACUGUGUAUUAUGAUGAUGGAAAUGAAGACAGUGGCAUAAGCAGCCACUCUCAGCUGAGCCUCAAUUUAGCCUCUAGUACUGAAGAGAAAAAGGAAGAGGUUGUUUCUGAUGACCACUGGAAGAGGUCCACAUCCCAGGAGGAAGAAAAGGCAGACUCACAAAAAGUCACACCAAGGAAAUGGGGCUCUGGAAAAAGAUCCCGGCCCAGACCUCUCUCAGACUAUGGCCAAAUGGCGAUCCGAAGUUUGUCUAUACCAGAAGAUGCAGUUGCAGUGGAGUCUCAGAACACAGACUGCACAGAUGGAGAAUAUCAGCCGGGACUGGCAUCCCUUGGGUCUGGGAUCCAAAGCAAUACUGUAGGCUACCACAGAGGGAGGAAGAGAAGACCCAUCUCCGUAAUAGGUGGGGUCAAUUUCUAUGGAGACGAUCAAGCAGAAGAGAGAGAAAAUCUGCUGACACAACCUGUGGCGCGGCCACCCGUUCCAGCACACAAGGUGCCCCCGUACAAGGCUGUUUCAGCCAGGUUCCGGCCGCUCACCUUCUCACAAAGUACCCCCAUCGGUCUGGACCGCGUGGGACGGCGGCGGCAGAUGAGAACAUCUAAUGUUGCUGCAGAUGGUGGGACUGAAUCUUCAGCCUUAGUGGAUGACAAUGGCAGUGAGGAAGAUUACAGCUAUGAGGAGCUCUGCCAAGCUGCUCCCAGGUACCUGCAGCCCGGAGGGGAACAGCUAGCAAUUAAUGAGCUGAUAAGCGAUGGCACCGUCGUCUAUGCAGAGGCUCUCUGGGACCAUGUCACUAUGGAUGAUCAAGAGCUGGGCUUCAAAGCUGGAGAUGUCAUUAGAGUUCUAGAAGCUUCCAACAAAGACUGGUGGUGGGGAAGAAAUGAGGACAAGGAGGCCUGGUUUCCAGCUAGCUUUGUCAGGCUGCGAGUUAAUCAGGAAGAAGUGCCAGAAAAUUGUAGUAAUAUCCAAGACGAAGAACAAGAUUCAGAUACUAGCAAGCAUCGCCAGAAAAUAGCUGAAAACAGGGAUCAGAUGAGAACCAACGUUAUACAGGAAAUUAUGAAAACAGAACGAGUCUAUAUCAAGCAUCUCAAGGACAUCUGUGAGGGUUACAUUCGGCAGUGUCGCAAACAUACAGGAAUGUUCACCACAGCUCAGCUAAGCACCAUUUUUGGAAAUAUUGAAGAUAUUUACAAGUUCCAAAGGAAGUUUCUGAAGGAUCUUGAGAAACAGUACAACAAAGAAGAACCUCAUCUAAGUGAAAUAGGGUCAUGUUUUCUUCAACAUCAAGAAGGCUUUGCUAUUUAUUCAGAGUAUUGUAACAACCAUCCCAGUGCCUGCAUUGAACUCUCCAGACUGAUGAAGCAGGGCAAAUACCGCCACUUCUUCGAGGCCUGUCGCUUGCUUCAGCAGAUGAUUGACAUUGCCAUUGACGGUUUUCUUCUUACGCCUGUUCAGAAAAUCUGCAAGUACCCUCUGCAGCUUGCAGAAUUGCUCAAAUACACCACUCAGGAGCACAGUGAUUACAGCAACAUAAAAGCUGCAUAUGAGGCCAUGAAGAACGUGGCAUGCCUGAUCAACGAGCGAAAACGGAGACUAGAAAGCAUAGACAAGAUUGCCCGUUGGCAAGUCUCUAUCGUAGACUGGGAGGGACCAGAUGUGUUAGCCAGAAGCUCAGAACUGAUCCACUCAGGAGAACUGACCAAAAUAUCAAAACAAGGCAAAAGCCAGCAGAGGACUUUCUUCCUUUUUGACCAUCAGCUUGUGUUCUGUAAGAAGGACUUGCUGAGAAGGGACAUUUUGUAUUACAAGGAUCGUAUUGACAUGGAUGAGACAGAAAUUGUGGACACCGAAGAUGGCAGAGACAAAGAUUUUAACAUCAAUGUCAAGAAUGCUUUUAAGAUAAUAAACAGAACAACAGAGGAGGUUCAUUUGUUCUGUGCAAAAAAACAGGAGGAUAAAAAGAGAUGGAUGGAGGCGUGUGAAAAUGAAAGGAGAAGAGUUCGAGAAGACAAGGAAAUGGGUAUGGAAAUCUCAGAAAACCAGAAGAAACAAGCCAUGCAGAAUGCCCGUAAGUCAAGGCAAGGAAAAAUUAAAGGUGUGAGCUAUAAUGGGUGUCCUCUGCCUCCUCUACACCAAACCCUUCAUCCCCUUCACCAGCGACACAUCACCGUGCCUACCAGCGUCCCGCAGCAGCAGGUCUUUGCCCUGGCAGAGCCCAAGCGGAAGCCAUCCCUCUUCUGGCAUACCUUCAACAAACUCACUCCCUUUAAAAAGUGAGAGGCCAAAGGACCUGGAAGGGCAUCAGCACAGAGGGAGACUCACUUCAGAGAAGGACCUUGGAGACAUGGUCAAGCUUACUUGAGCUCAGUGAAUCUCCCAUUUCAGAGGCAGAACCUUGGGUUCCCUUGGGCCAGGAAUGCAGCCUUUGUCUUGGAUAAGAAGUUUGUCAGGGCUGCUCUGAAGUCCAUGCUGCCAAGUGUCAGCAUUGCUGAUGAAGAGCAGUCUCUCUUCUGACAAAGUCAACUUGCUGUUACUCAGAAACAGCAGUAUUUGAUCUCUGUUUCUUAGUUAUGUUGAGGUAGUGAUGGAAUUGUGCAGGUCAUUGUAACAUUUCAUUUUUCUUAACCUUAUAUUGAUGGCCAAAUUUUGGAUAGGGAGGAAUUUUUCUAUAGGGAUGUAUCAGCAAGGAGUCUUAGGAGAGUUUUCUCCUUCCUUCUGGAGCACUGAGCACAGAUCACCCAUUAAAAUCAGGUGGAGCUAUCCCAUGUGAUUUACCAGCUGGUGCAGAAUUUAGUGGACCCUAAUCCUUCCUGUCUUUUUUUUAUUACAUUGCCAAAUGGCAGGAAAACAUCCCGCAAGGCCUUACCAUAUUCCAGAUUGGAACAGGGAAAUUUUAUUCUGUCCUAUAGAAACAGGAACAGAGUGUGAAAUGGACUGUAAAGAUAUGUGCAUUUAUUGCACACAGGUGGAAACAAGAGGAACCCAGGGCAUCUCAGAUUGAUUCAUUUCAGUCAGAGCAGAUGCAUGCGUGUAUACUCUUCAGUGUAGAGCUUUCACAUCGCUUUUUCACUCAUUUCUUCACCUGGGAGACUCUUCUUUGUAUUUCCAAUAUGUUUAUUUCUCUGUGUAAAAAAUACAUAUUUAUUUUCUCACGGAGAUAAAUGUGAAUGUACAAAAUCAGAGUUGAGACAGUACAUUGUGACUGCUGGCUAUGUUACAUAGAUCUCAUGAUUUUUAUUCAUAUAGCUGGACUUAGAAAAUGAAUAAAUUGUAAUGUAAAUAUAUUGAAGCAGUCUGGAUCCAUACUUCUUGUACACAUUCAAUAGACAAUGGGUUUUGACCAGUAACUUCUUCAAAAAGAAAGAGAAAUCCUUACUGGAAGGGACAGAGAAAUCAUGUGGACCAGAGAUGGAUUUUUGUCUUGGUGUCAUCAGUCCCCAUUGGAAGAGGAAGAACCUGACUUGAUUAAGGUCAGUUCUGGCCAGCAUAUGCAAUCCAUGAUUUGCAUUGCUUCAAUUCCUCUGUGGCAUGAAAUGGAUCUGGGAGAAUAACUUUUAAAAAGCCACCAGGAAGAGGAUCUGAUAUUUGUAGCACUGAUAGUUUCUGCUUGCUUGCUCUCAUCAAGGAUGACAAGACUGCUGGGAAUAUGGAAGGAAGUAAAGACUCAAUAUGAUUCAGAACUGACUUGUUAUGAAUGUCUUUGCAAUACUUUAUCCUAUGCUGCUGAUUAGGGGCAUUACCUGAUGAUUAGGAUAGAUCUAAGGGUAUUCUUUGACAGUGGGCACAAUCAGCUUUGUCAUGGAUCUGUAAUAUAUGAAAAAUAAACAAGGGGCUAAACGCCAGGCAUUUUAACAACAAUGUAAAAAAGCCUUAUUUUAAAGAUGCAUUUGUUCCUACUACUAUUGUUACCUCCAUAUUUUUAUUUACCAUCAGUGUUGUGAAGCUCACUAUUAACUAGGUUUUGUGAUUUCAUAACUUUGUGGCCACUUCUGCAAGGCCCAGGUUUAUGGUUUUGAUUUUAAAUUACAUCUUUUUGACAACUUAACAUUUCAAAUGCCUUGUGUAUAUAGCUCAGCAAUAAGGCAAAGUCUGGUAUGCUCAGCCAAAUUGUGCCCUGCAUAGUAAAUUUCAUUGCUUGUGCUUUCCCAUAGCAAUGGGAGAUGAUGUAAACUAGUUAAGAACUGGAAGUGCACACUGACAUUUGCAGUGAUCCAGCUGAAAGACAAUGCACAGGGAAGUCAGUGAAAAAAGCUGCUUGUAUAUUUCUCUUGAUGUUUAAGCCAGCCAUUGCUGCUCAGAUUUUUAAAAAUAGAUAAUUCUAAAUGCUCAGUUUAAACACAAGGAGCAGACUUCCAAAUGCAGGCAUGGAUGCACACCCUUCCCCUCAAAUGAGUAAGCCUUUUGCAUUUCUUACAUACCCAUUUUUGUGGGUACUUGCCACGUUCAGGCCUGUAAACCAGUGAGAUGCACGUACGGCGCAAGUAAAGAUGAUGUUUUUCAUAAUCACAUUUUGAAAGACUUCUUCUAAGUGCAGAAAAAAAGGCUGAAGUUGGAUUGCAGUGCUCACCCAGAAACUUUGCUAGCUGGACCUGAAGACGUUAUGAGAUCCACACUUAUAUGUGUCUUUGCUGAAACCUACUUCCUUCCAGCGCUCAGUUCUGUGGGGUGCUGGAAAAAAAAGGUUUGGGGAUCUUUCUUCUGACAUGUCAGUGUCCAUGAAGGCUCUUCCCAUGUAUUAGUGCUGGUGCCUUAGCCCUAAAAAUGAACAGAAAUGUUUGCAUAUGGUUUUGGAUGCAGUAGAUUUUUUCUCAAGAAGUGAAUUUCAAAGAAAUAAAGAGAAAAUAUUUCAUGGUGCAGAUUACUCAGGACAGUUUUAUAUAUAGUACCCUUCAUGUAGACAUGGUUGUUUUGUAAUGCUCUCUCUGUCUUUCUUUGCAAUAUGACCUUGCAACAGAUUGAAGAUCAAAUAUAGUAAGACAGGCCAAAUUUACACUAUACCAUAGUCUUUUAAACAAAUUAUAGUGAAAUGAAAACAUGUAUUAUUCAACAAUUAAGACAAAUAUUUACUUGGGAGUUAGCCUCACUUCAGAGUCUCUGGGAAGGAGUUGCAACUAAAAUGUAGAAGUUUGAAUUGCAGCAACUCUUGCCCUGAUUCUCCUUCUGGUGACAAAAAUUAUAUAUAGAUCUCCAGAAAGCUGUGAUAGCAACAUCUGUUCUUUUCCACUUGCAUGCUUUAAGUUACUAUAAAAAAUUCUAGGGCAACAACUAAGAACAUUUGUGCCUCAUUUUGAUAAAGCCCAGCCAGAGCCUUCCUGAUGGCCUGCUGAGCAGAUAACCUCAGACUUUUUGCAUGAGAUGCAGUAAAAUAUAAUUGUCCUCAAAUGUGUUCCCACUGAGUUAGGAAAUGCCAAACCAUAAUUGCAUCCAACUCAGAGCAUUUGAUGUAUAAAAUAAUAAGAUUGUUUUACAAGUGGCUCUUGCCAUGCUAAAUUUCACAUUGAAUUUUAGUGGUCAGCGUAAGAACUGAGUUCAAAGACAGACUUCUAAAAUGUUCCAUAUUUUAGUUGUCUUUUGGAAAUAAUUAUAUCACAAUUUUGGAGCCAAAGGUCUUUAGCCAUAACUAACACAGUACCUUUCUCUGACUGCCUUUCUGCUUUCUUUUCUAUAUGUGUGGCAUUUGUAUGUAGCAGAUGCCAUCUAAAUGAUCUCUAAUUUAAAACUCUUUGUUGUAAAUACUAGGAAUAACUUGCAUAUAUAUUUUAUUUUGAUAAGUGUUUUGUAACAUUAUACCUUCCAUACAUUGCUUUGUGCACCUCACCCUGUGUGUGUGCUGUUACACAUGUUGUAAAUGAAGUGUCCUGGCUGCAGAGCAGAGGAAUUGGCUGUUGACAGCUGAAGUACAAUGUAUAGGACAGCAGUAGCUUGAUGUGCAUUUCUUCUGGAGUAACUGCAUUGCAAGGUUUAUUUACUCUUUGAAUGUUGUUUGUCAAAUGAAUCUAUUUUCUGGAAAUAAGUACAAACUUACAUUCCUAUUAUUUUUCUCUUACUGUACAUGGUUGAAUUAAAUAAUAUACAAAACUGAA
Molecule: messenger RNA, 8203 nt
Organism: Zonotrichia albicollis (white-throated sparrow)
Lineage: Eukaryota; Metazoa; Chordata; Aves; Passeriformes; Passerellidae
Gene: SPATA13
Product: spermatogenesis associated 13
Molecular function (GO): protein binding; guanyl-nucleotide exchange factor activity
Source: RefSeq, a predicted model, not a curated record